Schistocerca serialis cubense is the source of this 7189-nucleotide messenger RNA. RefSeq names its product eye-specific diacylglycerol kinase (gene rdgA). Gene Ontology annotation, biological process: intracellular signal transduction; diacylglycerol metabolic process; lipid phosphorylation. The transcript is spliced from 20 exons. The record is from RefSeq and is a predicted model, not a curated record. Gene Ontology annotation, molecular function: protein binding; ATP-dependent diacylglycerol kinase activity. Bases 929 to 3901 code for a protein of 990 amino acids. NCBI's taxonomy places the organism in Eukaryota, Metazoa, Arthropoda, Insecta, Orthoptera, Acrididae.
GUGUGCAGGUUUGCCGUGUACCGUGCCGCCUAGCCGAUUCUGGGAGACUACGCGACGUCUCGCCACACUGGCAGCGAAGCGGUCAUCGCGUUUGUGUGAACCUUCUCGGAUCCGCGUGUUCCGUCGGAGAGAGAAUUGCUAGUGUUCUUCCGUAUCUGGCUUCUAAGUGCCAACUUCGUGUGUAGUGUACCAGUGUUGGAAGAAUAGUGGACCAACAGUGAUCAUUCAUCGACUACUUGUAUGAUACUUCACAUCAAAGGAAGUGGAGACGCGUGCUACGCCCAUGGGCACUCGUAGACGCGGAGGAGCCGAUGAACUUGGCAACUGCCGCCAAGUCUCGAAAUAAGUGCAGCGUAGUGCAAGCGCCGCCGCUAGUGUUUGUGCUGUUGACGUAACUACAGUAUCUCUCUUCCUCUCGCUGUGCUUCCUGCGAUACCGGCGCUGGUCUUUCCGCUCUGCUUCCCUUGCAAAUGCUGUGUCUUUUUUCUCCUCGGUGGUAAAAGUGUGAUGCUUUGUAGCAACUGACAAGAGCAGUGCCGUGUGGUGUGAUGCCUGUGGAGGGCGAGGCGCGACACAUUGGACAGUCCGCAAUCGGCACGUGUGAGGCCACCAUUGCCAAGCGCGCACUCUGAGCCAGCGUUGCGCUGCACCUGCGGCAGGUUCGGGAUCUCGUCCGUAGGAUGACGCCUGCGUCAGGCGCUGACGCGGGCCCCCAGACUGAGAAAUAAGUCCUGCAGAAGCGGGCGCGCCGCUCCGAGGCAGGUGGGAUGCGGCGCUGCGGCCGGUGGAACGCCGGCCCACCAGCUGGCGUGUCGGCCAAGGUCACCGUAACCACAACCACAACCACAGCCAGCAGCGGCCGCUCGGGCCGGCGGGGUCCCUGGUUCCUGCCUCGGCAGCAGUAGCGACCGCGGCAGUCACCGGCGACAUGCGGCUUCGCCCAGACAAGCUGUGCUGUCGCUACAGCGUCACCAGCGCGCUCCGGGGAGCAGUCUCCUGCUGCCGCCGGUCCAGCCUCACCUCCUCCACGCGACGAAGGAAAGCGGUUGGCAGCGACGGUUCGGAGAGGGUUCUGCGUUCGACGCCCGACUGGGGCGAGGGCGCGCUCAACGGGGACCACCUAUGGGUUCCCACGUCUGCCUCUGGGGACUUCUGCUACGUGGGCGACGCCGACUGCUCGAAACACGGCCCGCGGAUGAAGUGCGCGGCGUGCAAGAUCAUCGCGCACACGAGCUGCAUCGCGACGCUGAUGGACCGCGUGCGCUUCACGUGCAAGCCGACGUUCCGCGACGUGGGCGUGCGCCAGUACCGCGAGCACACCUCCAUCCACCACCACUGGGUCCACCGGCGCUCCCAGAAGGGCAAGUGCAAGCAGUGCGGCAAGUCGUUCCAGUCGAAGCUGUCCUUCAGCUCUAAAGAGAUUGUGGCGAUCAGCUGUUCGUGGUGCAAGACGGCCUACCACAACAAGGAGUCCUGCUUCAAUCUUCAGAAGAUUGGAGAGGAGUGUAAUCUUGGAAUUCAUGCGGAGAUUGUAGUGCCUCCUUCGUGGAUUGUUAAACUGCCUCGAAGAGGAAGUUUUAAAUCCAGUUUACGAAAAUCUCCAAAGAAAAAGACUGCAAGCAAGAAAAAAAGCAAGGAGAAGAGUGACAAGGACCAAAAGACAUUUGUGAUAAAGCCAAUUCCUACAACAUCUGUGAAACCUGUGAUUGUGUUUAUUAACCCAAAGUCUGGUGGAAAUCAAGGGGCAAAACUGCUUCAGAAGUUCCAGUGGCUGUUAAAUCCCCGGCAGGUUUUUGACCUCACUCAGGGUGGACCCAAGAUGGGGCUGGAGAUGUUUCGUAAAGUUCCUAACCUGCGUGUACUGGCAUGCGGAGGUGAUGGGACCGUAGGAUGGGUUCUAUCAAUACUCGACCAGAUAGCGAUAUCUCCAGCCCCUGCCGUUGGAGUGCUGCCACUUGGUACUGGUAAUGAUCUUGCCAGGGCUCUGGGAUGGGGAGGGGGCUACACAGAUGAACCAAUUUCUAAAAUACUGGCAAAUAUUGCUGAUGGAGAUGUGGUUCAGUUGGACAGGUGGGAACUUAAAGUUGAAAAGAAUCCAGAAGCAGACGCUAAUGAAGAAGGAAAGGACAAUUUGCCUUUAAACGUUGUAAAUAACUAUUUCUCCCUUGGUGUUGAUGCUCAUAUAGCACUGGAAUUUCACGAGGCAAGAGAAGCACAUCCUGAGCGUUUCAACUCUCGCCUUCGGAAUAAGAUGUUCUAUGGACAAGCUGGUGGGAAAGAUCUUUUGAGGCGGAAAUGGAAAGGACUUGCAGAAUUAGUCACAUUAGAAUGUGAUGGUAAAGACAUAACUCCUAAGUUGAGGGAUCAUAAGGUCCAUGCAAUUGUGUUUCUCAACAUUCCAAGUUAUGGUGGUGGCACUCAUCCCUGGAAUCGAGCAGGAGGUAAUGUGGAACCAGCAACUGAUGAUGGCCUUAUAGAAGUUGUUGGACUCACAACAUAUCAGUUGCCUUUGCUGCAAGCUGGUGGACAUGGAACCUGUAUCACACAGUGCAAGUCUGCUCGAAUUGUUACUACCAAGACAAUACCCAUGCAGGUAGAUGGUGAAGCCUGCAAGCUCAACCCUUCAAUAAUCACCAUGACAUUAUUAAAUAAAGCCCCAAUGCUUGCCAAAAGAAGAGGUGGUAAAGCAAAUGUUCAACAGGCUGCCUUGGAACAGCUCAAGAUUAGUGUGUACCGAAUUAGUAUGUCAGAUUAUGAACAACACCAUUAUGACAAGGAACUAUUGAAACAAACAGCAAUCUCCUUGGGAGUGAUAGAGGUGAAUCCAGUCUCGGACUUGGAACAAGUCAGAAAAAUGAUUAACAGGCUGCAGGAAGAUGCAACUAGCACCACUGAAAACAACAACCAGUUUGCGAACAAACUGUCACCAGACUGGUGCUUUGUUGAUUCCUGCACUGCAGAGAGGUUUUUCCGUGUGGACCGGGCACAGGAACAUCUCCAUUAUGUUGUUGACAUAGCAACAGAAAAUCUUUAUGUUCUUGAUACUGAAAAUGCAACAGUGCCUCCAACUCCAGAAGAUGAAACAGUAUUAUCUUCACCCAAUGCAAAUGAACACAAACCAAUAGCAAACAAUGUCCUUAGAAUAGAAGGGGCAGGAGGAGAAACCACACCAGAGUUGAGUGAUGGAUCUCGGGAAGAUGAUGGAAAGUUCGAACGUUCAUAUGGAACUGGGGGCUCGCGUGAUGAUGAUGAGUCGCCCAGUUGGAGAGGGCCUAGUGAAGAAAUGCUUAAUGAAGAGCUAGCAGGUGGAAGAGUACCUCGUUCACAUUCAGAUGACAUCAUUAGUAAGCAGAAAAAGACGAGCCCAGAAGAGAAAUAUAAUAUGAGUCUUUCGUCACCAGGGGGGAAUGUUAAUUAUCUUAGCAUUCAUGAUAGACUUUUUGGAUUAAAUUUUGCUUCCUUCGGCAAUCUGCUGGAGAAAACAACAGAGGGGAUCCUAAAGGCAGCUAAAUUGGGUGAUAUAAAACUGCUCAAAAAUCUGCACUCCCAGGGAUAUUCUUUGCUGUCCAUUGAUUCUAAUGGACAGACGGCAUUACAUUAUGGUUCUAGAUAUGGUCACAAGGAUAUUGUGAAGUACCUGAUUGCAUGUGCUCCAGCAUCAAUACUCAACAUGGCAGACAAUGACAAGGGACAAACAGCAUUGCACAAAGCAGCUGCCCACAAACGCCGCAGCAUAUGCUGCAUGCUGGUAGCUGGGGGGGCCUCCCUCACCAUCCAGGAUCGCCACGGCAACACACCGAAGAUGCUAGCACAGCAGGCUGAGGACCACGAGCUGGCUGCCUAUCUGGAGAGCCAGGAACAUUUCCAGUUGGUUGCUGAAGAUGUGGAGACUGUUGUCUGAGACUGUGCUAACAUUGGUUGCUCAAGACAAAAGAAACAAAUGGACCAAGAUUGUUACUAUGGCUUUGAAGAUUUAAUGAAUGUCACUGGACCAAUAAUCAUUAUGUAACUCGAACAGAACUGUGUAGCAGAACUGAAGAGUAGGAAAUUAGAAAUCUGUAUUUUAAGGCUUGGUGAUCUUCAUUUUGCAAUUAGUUUAAAGAAAAUAUAGACUAAAAGUUGAUAUUUCCGCUGUACAGACUUUUAUACAAGUGAAAAAAAAGAAAAAAAAACCAAGAUACACAUAUAUUGUUCAUAUUAUAUGAAGAUGGAAAAAGUGCUCUGUGUAAUAUUCUUUCACUACAUUUGAGAAAUAUGUGGGUACAGUGGUUUUGUGUCAUAUAUAUUUUCAAAUCAUAUAAACUGAUCACCAGUGUAACACAGGUUCAGACAGUGAAGAUGAUGUGUCAUACAGCACUGUCACCGAUUAUUAGAUGAUUGCGUCAACAGAAACUACAUACAGUGAUGUAAAAUAACUUGGUAGUUUAACCAUCAUAUAGAUGUUAAUAAUAUUAAAAUAGCCUGUUUUUUUCCAGUGUGUUCAUAAUGUUUCUCUUCUGUUUGGUUAAAUGUACAGUAAUAAGCUAGUAAUCCUGAAUUCUUUGUUGUGAACCAUAAGCAAAACACAGUGACUUUCAUUUAAUUUCACUGUGGAUUGCCACAUGUGCUUUUUUUCAUAAAGUGCGUAGUAAAUACAAGAGGAAUGAGUUCAGCUAGUCAUUUUAGGAGUUGGUCCCUAAUAUCAUUAUGUUUGGCUAUGUUAUGUGGAAUACGAAAUUGGGCUGCUGAUACUCACAAAACUCGAACCGAAGAUCCAUGAUUAGUUAGAAGUGACUAACAGAAAUAAGUUAUUGAAGUAUAAGGGAAGUUUAGCACUACUUAAAAUGAAAAGAAGGAAUAAUAAUUGCAAAGAAACAAUACUACUGUGCAUGCAUCGUAGGUAUGCUAGAAUUUACAACUGUUGAUUCGUGAGAAAGAAUGUGUGACCAAAACAUUAUAUAGACUAAAAGGAGAGGGAGAGUCAUACUAUUCGUUUGUUUGAAAUAAUAGGAAAUUACGAGCAAUAACUCAACAAUGACAGAAUGCUGGUAAAUUGGGGCAUCAGCAAAAAUAUUUCUCUUGUUUCUCAACACAUUACUGAGUACAUAUGUGUGGUUUUCUGUUCUGUUGUCUUGGAACUACCUGCUGCAGUUGUACAUUAAUUAUGAAAUGCUUGAGCUGGUGCGAUAUGCAGUUCUUGGGAAGAAAGUAAUAUCGUUGAAAUCUCAUGUUGUUCAUUAAUUAAGUUGUAAAUAUUUGUACUAAAAUUAUAAAAGUUAUUUUAUAACAGGUACAUUAAUUACGGGAAGUAAAUCAGUAUAUUGAAAAGUUAUCACACUGCAUAAAAAAGACAUGAUAAAUGAAGUAGACUGUUUGGGAUGCAUGUAGUAUAGGGAUGGUAUUACUAAGGAAUCUUUGGUGUAGUGAAGCAUGGUAUUUCAAGUAUUCCUUUGUAAGAAAUUGUGCACUGGAACAGUUCAACUUAAAUCUGAUUGCUUAUUGAGCACUUUAGCUGUAGUAACAGUUUGCUAUAAAAUCUGAAAGAUCUACUGGUUCCAUAGUAACUUUUUUAAGAUGAGUAAAAUUGACAAAUGACAGAAAAUAUUUUUAGCUUAUGUUCCCAUAUAUUAAGCAGAUCAUCUUACAUGAUGUUAAUGACAAAAACUGAUAUUAAUGGACUAAUUUGCAAGGUACAGUUUGUUGGCAAAGUUAGUUGUUACUAAAUUGUUCAAGACUACUUUAAAAGCCAGAGAUUUAGGAUGUUUUGUUGAGAAGUAAGUAAACUGCUUCACUUUAAUUUUAUUUGAAAUAGUUUGUAGGAACUAAAAUCUCUUUUGAAGAGAAUAAUCACACAUUCCUGUUUAUAGUCAAUUUUGUGAAAUGUAAAUAUUUAUUGUUACAUCUGUUCUUGUAACAUAGGCGUAUAAAUAGAGUAUAAUAAUGCAAUGAGACACCAAACGCUUUUUGAACUCAGAGUGCAAAAUAUGUUAUCUAUUUUUACUUCUAUAUAUAUAUAAAUAAACUUUAGCUCUUGUACACUGUUAGAGAAUGGACUUGUUCUAUAUAAAUAAAAGAAAGAGCUAAUGGCCUUGCACCUGUUUAAAAUUAAAGUAUUCUUAUGAAGGUAGAGGAGCUUCUCAUAAUGAGUGAGAUACCAAUACAAUAAAAACAUUUUAUUACAUCCCCUCAGAAAAAUCUAAUGGGAUAAACCCAUGUAUGAAGUAGUUUCUUUGAAACCUUUAUCAUAAUUUAUAUUGUCUAAUAAUUAAUAAUCAUGAAUGCAAUGCAGAGCCAUUGGACUAUGUUAACAAUGGACUGUUUUUAGUACACUUCUGAAGAAAUUUAUAUAGUUUUUCUGAAAAGACAUGAGAAAGAACUGUAAUUCUUCUUGCUUAACUUAUCAUUUUAUUUCUGAAUUUGAUUACUGAUGACUACAUUGUUUGAAAUACCUGAAGUGUUAUCUAACUGCAAUUACAAUACCUGUUGCCACAAAUAAGGAAAAUGUAUCAAUAAUUUUUUCCCUUGUUAAGUUAGCAGGCAUGGAACUAAUGCUGCAUUGUGUUGAAGUCAGAACUUCUGUAUAUAAUUGUCAAUUGUGUAAAAAAAAAUAUACUCACAUCCUAAUUGCCUUGUAAUUAUAAAUGUUUCAACUGUUUAUAUGUAUGAUUUAUACAAAAUUAGUAAAUUCUGUAAAGUUAAAAGCAAUUAUUGUGGACAACAGCGUAAAACUGUAAUAUAUGUAUACUUGUAAUUAAAUACUGUAGCACACAUCACUGUAAUACACCAGAUAUUAUUUUCAAAAUGUCAACUUAGUUGCCUUGGAAAAUACUUUUUUAAAAAUCAUCCAAUUUCUAGAGGAUUAGGCACUGCAUACAUAUGCUCAAUUUCUAUUAACUAAUGAUAGUGUCUUGAAACAGUUUAGAAAAAUACUGUAAGAAGGUAAUUUCUCUGCAACAGAGAAUUGUGCUUUAGUUGAAAGAAGUGGCACAUUUCAACAUAAAACAAAUGUUUUGUUGUUGAGAAAAUGUCAGUAUUUCAUGAAUAAUGUCUAUACAAGUGAUACAUGCCUUAAUCAUAUGUGCUUAUCAAAAAUAACUAUAGAUAGUGAGAAAAAAUGUUUUAGCAGUAUAAUUAAGUUGAACUGGAUUUUAGUUCAAAAAUCUAUAUUACUUUGUUUUAUCUUAUGGUUCAAAUGAAAGCGUAUAAUCUU